AUGUUUCUAGUCUUCUUUCUUUUCAAGGCGCUCGUUAUCGACAUGAAGUUCUCUAUUCUCGCUCUCAUUACCGUCGUCUCUGUGCUCUCCACUCGGGAUGCCGCUGGGGCCCCUCUCCCCGCGUUGAUGAUAAGAGAGACCGGCAAGAACAAUCACGCAGCCGCGGCUCUCUUGAAUGUCAAUGGACGACAAACGACGAAUAAUCACGAUGAGAAGCAGGAAAAGAAGUAG
This is a messenger RNA of Serendipita indica DSM 11827, 231 nucleotides long. NCBI's taxonomy places the organism in Eukaryota, Fungi, Basidiomycota, Agaricomycetes, Sebacinales, Serendipitaceae. The record is from the annotation of a GenBank genome assembly.